CUCAGCGACAGAGACACGCGCUGCACUUUAAUUCCACUGAUCUCCACAUCGGCUUGAGGAUGGAGCUCGACUCCUUGUGUGGAGCAUAUUUUUGCUCAGUGCACUGUGUUUGAUUAUAAGCAGCUAAGCAACAAUUUUCCCGGCUGGGAUUGUUUUUCAUGUUUGUUAAAGGAGCCACGUCGGCAAAGGGCAGUCAGUGCAUAGAACAAACCUCACAACCAGCGCAGCCACCAAUGAGAGCCACAUAGGACCUGGUCUUGACAAUUGGACAAAUCACAAGGGAUUUUGAGCACAAGUGUCUCCUAAAACAUGAGUGACAUCUACGAGUCUGCAGCCAAUUCUCUGGGCCUCUUCAACAGCCCCUGCCUGACCAAAGUGGAGCUGCGUGUAGCCUGCAAAGGCAUCUUAGACAGGGAUGCGCUCUCCAAGCCUGAUCCCUGCGUGGUCAUCAAAAUGCAGUCCCACGGCCAGUGGCUAGAGGUGGAUAGGACAGAGGUGAUUCGGAGCUGUAUAAACCCCACGUUCUCCAAAGUCUUCACCCUAGACUUCUAUUUUGAGGAGGUCCAGAGACUACGUUACGAGCUCUAUGACAUCAGCAGCAGUCAUAAUGGCAUGAGAGAGGCGGACUGCCUGGGAGCCAUGGAGUGCACACUCGGCCAAAUUCUCUCCCAGAGAAAAUUCUCCAAAGCCCUUCUUAAACAGGGCAACACAGUUGGGAAGUUGUCGAUUACGAUCACUGCCGAAGAGCUGACGGGAAAUAACGAUUAUGUCGAACUCUCAUUCAGUGCCAGAAAGCUGGAUGAUAAGGAUUUUUUCAGCAAAUCAGACCCGUUCUUAGAGAUCUACAGAGUAAAUGAUGACAACACCCUUCAGCUAGUGCACAGAACAGAGACCGUCAUGAAUAACCUCAACCCCGCUUGGAAGACCUUCAAAACGUCUCUGAACUCACUCUGUAGUGGAGACCAUGAAAGAAUACUGAAGUGUACAGUGUGGGACUGGGAUUCGAACGGAAAGCACGAUUUUAUUGGUGAAUUUCAAGCUACGUUCAAAGAGAUGCGGUCAGCGAUGGAUGGCAGACAGGUCCAGUGGGAAUGUAUAAACCCCAAAUAUAAAGCCAAGAAGAAGAAUUACAAGAACUCUGGGAUCGUCAUUCUGAAUCAAUGCAAGAUAAUUAAGAUGCAUUCCUUUCUGGACUACAUUAUGGGUGGUUGCCAAAUACAGUUUACAGUAGCUAUUGAUUUCACGGCUUCUAAUGGGGAUCCGAGGAACAGUUGUUCGUUACACUACAUCCACCCCUACCAGCCAAAUGAGUAUCUGAAAGCUUUAGUCGCAGUGGGGGAGAUUUGCCAAGACUAUGACAGUGACAAAAUGUUCCCCGCAUUUGGCUUUGGUGCUCGGAUACCUCCAGACUUCAAGGUUUCACAUGACUUUGCUGUAAACUUUAAUGAGGACAACCCUGAAUGUGCAGGUAUCCAGGGUGUGGUAGAGGCCUACCAGAACUGCCUUCCCAAGAUUCAGUUGUACGGUCCCACAAACAUUGCCCCUAUCAUCCAGAAAGUGGCCAACUUUGCCUCGGAGGAAAUGCACACCAAAGAGGCCAUGCAAUACUUCAUUCUGCUCAUCUUGACGGACGGUGUCAUCACAGAUAUGGCAGACACAAGAGAGGCCAUCGUCCACGCCUCUCACCUGCCUAUGUCUGUCAUAAUCGUUGGUGUAGGAAGUGCUGAUUUCACUGACAUGGAGAUGCUAGAUGGUGAUGACGGAAUCCUCCGUUCGCCUAAAGGAGAGCCAGUGCUGCGCGACAUUGUACAGUUUGUACCAUUCCGUAACUUCAAACAUGCUUCUCCCGCUGCUUUGGCGAAAAGUGUCUUAGCUGAGGUCCCGAACCAGGUGGUGGACUAUUACAACAGCAAGGGGAUCAAGCCAAAGUGCCCCAGCGAGUACGAGUCUUCCAGAACGUUUGGUCACUGAAGCGUUGAACCCAACACGAGCCAUUGCUCCUGAUGAAAACUAAUGCAGGGUCAGAUGCAUGAUUGUAUUUUGCAUGUUAAUAAUAAACCAGCCUUGUUUUUCUACUGGUUCCUUUGGAGCCUGGUGUAUUAUUUAAUGUGAAGCUACUCUUCUGACACCUGUCCACAAAUAAGACUUUAGAACUUGAAGUAUUUUUGGUAGAUUUAAGUGACAAUGUAACAGACUGUAUGGAAAUAAAGUUUGUGUUAUGAAUUAUUUUGUGUGGAAUUUGACAGAUGUUGAAACAAAGAAACCCGAAUACUGUAUAACAGAGAAUUUGAUGUUCUGUGGAACACACAAAAAAAGAUGCUCAGUGUUCAAGCUUCUUGUUUGUAUUUAAUAAAAACGUACAAACAUAAAAAACUGAAACUACUACACAAGUGGCAGGUAAUGGAAUCAACAACAGUAAUGCAUUAAUAACACUGCUGAAAAAGGCAUUUUGUAAGUUGGCCUAUAUUUUACAGAUGACACGCACUGUCUAGUGAGAGAACGUUUCCAUUUCUGACUUUGCACUGUUUCUUUAGUUUCAUAGAGCUGAGAACUGUAUUUUAACUUAGUAUUUUGCUAGACAUGCUCAUUAUAAUGGGGGACAAUUUUGAGUAAACGGAAAAUACAACAAUUGUCAUUAAAAUGUGUGUGUAUCCUCAAACUGUCAUGAUGCAUGGCAGCAGACUUGCCAUAAAUCUCGAACUGCUGCAUUCCCACACAUCUGUUAUGGGAUUUCACAGACUACAGCUUUCCCCUGGAGGACCAUCUACCGUUUCAUAGUGAAGCCUUUAUAAAUCAUACAUAUAAAUAAAGAUCUGUUGUACAAUACUGUAUAUUGCUACUGUAACAGGAUCUCAACAAUUAACCCUUCUAUUGAUCUUGAAUCAUCUUGCAAAGAAUAUGUUAUAGGAUUUGGUAAUGGAACAUCUAAACAAACACAAAAAAAAUAAUAAAUCAUUAAAUUUAAAAUAAAAAUGGGGAAAGAAUGGAUUGGAUGAUGGAUGUGCAAAGUGAGCCCAUAAUGACUACUAGAGAUUAAUUUGUGAAAUACAAUUGUUCUAAAAUUGUAGCUCUAAAAUUUACAAAGUUUGUUUAAUAAAAGCAAAGUAAUAGAUCAUUAUAAAAUACUUUGGAUGUUAUGAAAUGCCUGUAGUUAUUGAAAU
This is a messenger RNA of Myxocyprinus asiaticus (Chinese sucker), 3161 nucleotides long. RefSeq names its product copine-4-like. The record is from RefSeq and is a predicted model, not a curated record. NCBI's taxonomy places the organism in Eukaryota, Metazoa, Chordata, Actinopteri, Cypriniformes, Catostomidae. Bases 310 to 1971 code for a protein of 553 amino acids. Gene Ontology annotation, cellular component: plasma membrane. The transcript is spliced from 18 exons. Gene Ontology annotation, biological process: cellular response to calcium ion. Gene Ontology annotation, molecular function: calcium-dependent phospholipid binding.